This is a messenger RNA of Arabis nemorensis, 204 nucleotides long. NCBI's taxonomy places the organism in Eukaryota, Viridiplantae, Streptophyta, Magnoliopsida, Brassicales, Brassicaceae. The record is from the annotation of a GenBank genome assembly.
AUGUAUGCUGAGUAUGCAGAGAGACACAAUGCAGCUGCUGCAGCUAAUGUGCCAUCUCCUCCACCUCAAGAUGAUCAGUCUCAGAGUUCAUCUCAAGCAAUUUCACAAAAUUCUCAAGAGCAAGCAGAGGCAGCAGCAGAUACAGUUUUCGAUUCCAUUGUCUCUUACUGUGUGAUUCUAGAGCUUGGUUGCAGAGGAGAUUGA